Epinephelus fuscoguttatus (brown-marbled grouper) is the source of this 3068-nucleotide messenger RNA. It is a transcript of the gene lmbrd1, whose product is annotated as LMBR1 domain containing 1. The record is from RefSeq and is a predicted model, not a curated record. Lineage: Eukaryota; Metazoa; Chordata; Actinopteri; Perciformes; Serranidae. Gene Ontology annotation, cellular component: vacuolar membrane. The coding region runs from base 23 to 1645 and encodes 540 amino acids. The transcript has 16 exons. Gene Ontology annotation, biological process: protein localization to vacuole.
UUUGUUAUUGCAGGAAGUGAAGAUGGCGGACCAGUCGCUGCUCUCCGAGUCUGUUCUCGGAUGGUCUAUUUUCACCUUUAUACUCUUGGCAAUCCUGGCUUUCUGUUGGGUCUACAUUCGGAAAUUUCAAAGUCGUCAGGAGAGUGAAGUUGUUUCAACCAUCACAGCAAUAUGUGCACUGGCCAUUGCUUUGAUAACCUCUGCACUUCUACCAGUGGAUAUAUUCCUUGUUUCAUUCAUGAAGUAUCCCAAUGGUACCUAUAAGGAAUGGGCAGCAAACAAUGAGACGAGAGGGCAAAUUGAAGACACUGUGCUGUAUGGAUAUUACACACUUUACUCCAUCAUACUCUUCUGUGUCUUCCUGUGGAUCCCCUUUGUUUAUUUCUACUAUGAAGAACGGGAUGACGACAACUUGAACAAAUGCUCGCAAGUGAAAAACGCUCUGAAGUACACAAUUGGAUUUGCCAUUGUCUGCGUGGUGCUCCUUUUAAUUGGAGCCUUCGUUCCACUUGAAACCCCUCCUAGUCAGAAUUCCACCCAAUGGGAGAAAGUACAAUACCUCUUUGAGGAGCUCGGGAGUAGUCAUGGUCUACCUGCUCUGGCUUUCUCCAUCAGCUCCUUGACCUUGAUUGGCAUGUUGGCAGUGAUCACUUACACGGCAUACGGGAUGUCUGUGCUGCCUUUGAAUCUGAUAAAAGGCACACGGAGUGUGGCUUAUGAACGCCUGGAGAACACAGAGGACAUUGAUGAUGUUGAGCAUCAGAUAGAAAAGCUGAAAUCCAAGUGUAAAGACGGACGUCCCCUCUCUUCAAGGGACAGGCACAACCUGCAGGAGCUGGAGGGCAAGCUGCAGGUCCUCCAGCGCAGGGGGAGACACCUGGAAAUUGCAGAGAGGAACUGCUGCACUAAAGUGGGCAGUGCUCUCAGACCUUUCAAGAUAUUGCUGGGUAUUUUCUUUAUCCUGGUUGCACUGCUCUUCACUGUUGCCCUGUUCAUUUCAAAUUUGGAUAAAGCUCUUCACUCUGCUGGCAUCAGCUCCGGGUUCAUAAUCUUUGGCACCAACCUAACCAAUCCCCUGAAUGAACUUCUAUUAGCCUUACAACCCGUUUUUCCACUGGAUUACAUCCUGAUCACUGUCAUCACCAUGUACUUUGUGAUCACAUCAAUGGCUGGCAUUCGCAACAUGGGCAUCUGGUUCUUCUGGAUAAGGCUGUACAAAAUAAGACCAAAGAGAACUCGCCCCCAGGCUCUUCUUUUCCUCUGUAUGAUCCUUCUGCUGAUCGUCCUUCACACCAGCUACAUGAUCUACAGCCUCGCCCCACAAUAUGUCAUGUAUGGCAGCCAGAAAUAUCUGGUACAGAGUCAGAUGCCCUCAGCAGGUCCUACAUCUGGGAAUGCUACUUUUGGCACCACAAGGAUCUGUGAUGCCGAUGCGCCUGAGGACCAGUGCACUGUGACAAGAUCUUAUCUUUUCCUCCACAAGUUCUGGUUCUUCAGCACCAUCUACUACUUUGGCAACUGGGCCUUCAUUGGGGCUUUCCUCAUUGGUCUGGUGGUGUCCUGCUGCAGAGGGAAGAAGUCUGUGAUUGAAGGAGAGGUGGAGGCUGACGACUCAGACUUAAGUGAUGAUGAAUAUGUGCACUGAAAGUCAGCAUUCACAGGGCCAGAUUUGUAAAUAUUCCCACCGUAACUUAAAGGGACUAGAAAGUACAACUUCAUAAACAAAUGUGUGUCAGUAAUUUGUCAUUAUUUAAUUUAUUGGUUUUAAGGAGUUAUUGCGGCGGCGUCUUGUGGAUUCCCGCCUUGUUUUGAGUUGACACAUCUGUCCCCUUAAUGAGACUGCUGAGACUGAUCGUUGCGUCUUUCUCAGUCAAUAUUAUUGAUGACUUUGGGAUUCUGGGAGUGUCCUCCAACUCAAUCCUACCCUGAGAAUUCACUUAUCAACAGUUUGAAACUGACACAAAUUGGUCAUUUUUCUACUAGAGGAGACACUCUUAUUGCAGUAGCAGAGACAGAGUGACAUGCUGCUCCAAAACUUUAUGUCUUACUUGGAGGUAGGACAUAAACUUACUUUUUACAUCCUCUAAGCACUUUCUAGACCCUUUAAAUGGUCACUUUAUGACAUUAUCUAUAGCUGGCUCUCGUGUACAUAAACAUAAAAUACCGAAAACAUUGGAGCCUACACAAACUGGUCUGCCUGCUUGUUUUCUGAGGAGCUAAUUGGUGUAAAAAAAAAUAAUGAUUCUAAGUGUUGACAGCAGUAACGUUUUCAAACUUUAUUUUGCUCGUUUUGUCUGAGGUUAAAUAUAGUGCUAGAGGUUUGCUGCUUUUCUCCCGACACUAGUCAUUUGCAGACCAUUAUUUAAGCAGACGUUACUGUACUUGCAUACCUGCACUGUGUGAAAUGUAAAGGACCAAUUACAGCUGUCGUGUUUCCAAAGUUUCACUUAUUCUUAGUUUUUAAAUAAAUGGGUUCAACAGCUUUUUGCUGUCUGUUUUGAAAGAACCUAAGAAAAAUGGAGAAGGGGAUAUAAACAGAAUUAAUCAACUAUGGAUGUAAUUUUCUUUUAAUUUAGGAGUACUUUUCAUUUUUGCCAGUGCUCUAGAGUUUGUGACUUAGAACUAUUAAUGGCUUUUUUCAGCUAUGUUUAAUUUCUUUUCAGUGUAUUUAGCAGUGUCAAAAUGAAUAUACACUGUUCAUUUAAUCAACACGUUGACAGAAAAUAUGAAUAUGAAUGGCCUUUUUUAAUUUGGAAACCAAAUAUUUGUGCCUCAUGAAUGUGUAGCACCAUGAUGGGCACACACUGCUGUGUAUGCUACUCCAAAUUAGACUCACAGAAAUCAGCCUGAAUCUCAUAAGUUUGGUUUUUGCUUUGAGAUACUGGUUUGGUUAUGUAACACUGAGAAUCAGUGGAGCCAGCAGCAGGGAAUGUGGUUACAUGAUGACGACAGAAGCUGCAUCACAUGUAGUUUUACCUGUUACUGGUUGAAAGGAAUGCUGUUGUUGGAAGUUGUGUCAGUAUUGAAUGAUACCUGUAUCUUAAGAAAUAAAACCAUUUUAAAACACA